This is a messenger RNA of Elephantulus edwardii (Cape elephant shrew), 1248 nucleotides long. Its product is annotated as poly [ADP-ribose] polymerase 15-like. Lineage: Eukaryota; Metazoa; Chordata; Mammalia; Macroscelidea; Macroscelididae. The transcript has 9 exons. The record is from RefSeq and is a predicted model, not a curated record. The coding region runs from base 1 to 1248 and encodes 415 amino acids. Gene Ontology annotation, biological process: negative regulation of gene expression. Gene Ontology annotation, molecular function: NAD+ poly-ADP-ribosyltransferase activity; transcription corepressor activity. Gene Ontology annotation, cellular component: cytoplasm; nucleus.
AUGCUGGGAAAAAUAAGUCUAGGACUAUCUUUUGGGAUUGUCUCUAGCCCUCAGUACGCAGCACAUGAAAUGCAAAUUGGUGCAAUUACUUUCCAGGUUGCUAUUGGCGAUAUCACCAAAGAGAGGGCUGAUGUGAUUGUCAAUUCAACAACAAAGACAUUCAAUGGGAAGUCAGGGGUUUCCAAAGCAAUUUUGGAAAGAGCAGGACCAGCUGUGGAAAAGGAAUGUGCUAAACUAGGUAUGAUCCCNNNUCAAGAUUUUAUAGUUACCCAAGGUGGAUCUUUAAAUUGCCAGAAGAUAAUCCAUGUGAAUGGGAGCAGUGACGUGAGGAAAACCGUUUAUAGAGUUCUACAGGAGACUAAAGAGAGACAGUACACUUCUGUUUGUCUUCCAGCCCUCGGAACAGGAAAUGCUGGGAAAAAACCAGCCAAGGUAGCUGAUGAUAUCAUCAGUGGUGUUGCAGAUUUCACCCAGAAGCAUUUCUCUGGAUCAUUAAGCUUUGUUAAAGUUGUCCUCUUUCUACCUCAUCUGUUAAGUGUAUUCUACAACAGCAUGAAAAACCGAGAAAGCCAUGUGUUGCCUGCCAUUCAGUUUCCAACCUCUGAGACUGCAGGAUUUUCAAAUGCCAGCUAUUUCACAGGUGAUGUUCCUCAGCACUGGACCUCCACGAAACAGCAGCAUCUGCAAGUGGUCCAACUACCACCCGGCCAAUCAGAAUACAAUAACGUCAAGAGCAAGUUCAAGCAGACUUGUCCUUCGAACAAAAUAGAAAAGAUUGAGAGAAUAGAGAAUGUAAAUCUCUGGCAGUGCUACCAGCUAAAGAAAAAGCAGAUGGAUAUCAAGAAUGGUCAUACAAAUAAUGAGGAAAUCCUUUUCCACGGGACAGAUGUUGACUCACUGCCACAUGUCAAUCAGCACGGCUUCAAUCGCAGUUACGCCGGGAAGAAUGCUGCAGUCUAUGGAAAAGGAACCUAUUUUGCUGUCGAUGCCAGUUAUUCUGCUGAUGAUAGAUACUCCAAACCAGACAGGAAUGGGAGAAAGCAUAUGUACGUUGUAAGAGUUCUCACUGGAGAUUAUACACGUGGACAUGCACACUUAGUUAGUCCUCCUGCGAAGAAUUCUGUCAACUCUACAGAGGUAUAUGACUCCGUCACAGAUGACCCACAAAACCCGAAGAUAUUCGUGGUGUUCAAUGAUAAUCACUCUUAUCCUGAAUAUCUUAUAACUUUCCUCCCUGCUUAUAGUUAA